AUGCCGAACCCAAUCCUACCCUGCCCUCUCCUCCCGGAGCCCCCUGCAACUAGACUACAGCCAAGUGAGCGUCCCUACGCUUGCAGGGCGAAGCAGCAGCAGACUGGACGGGAAGGGGAGUUCUGCGGAUCGAUUUCCGAGGAGGGGGAGGAAGAGGAGGGGGCGAGUAACCCGAGUCGGCGCGGGUCUCCCCCUUGCAUCCACCCCAGGGCGGGAGGCGCAAAGCAAACAGGUCUCCGUAGCCCGGCACAGAGGCACAUUGUUCGCUCCCACGGCUCUUACCUCGGUCUGCGAGCGCGCCCCCGGGGGCGGGCCGUCUGGCGCGGGGGCCGCGCGGAGAGAGGCGCAGAGGGCAGCGGCCACCCGGGCCGGCGAGGGUCCAGGCCGGCCGCGAGCGGAUCGCCGGCCGCCGAGUCCGAGCGGGAAGCAGCGCCGUGGCUCAGCGCGUCCUCCUGCUUGGCCGCCGCCGCCGCCUCCUCCUCCAGCCAAGCAGCCAGCGCCGGGCGGCUCCUGGGGUUAGGUCAACAUUUUCCUGCAGUUUCCCACACGCCGCUCCGCGAGAAGAGUCUUUUGCACACGCGCACGCGCCCCCAGACCGCACGCUCCCUCGGAAAGAUAAGAAAUUCGGGAAGCAGAGCGAAAGGGGUGGCAGAGGCAAAAAGGUCGACAGAGGUGCGCAGACUUGGGAGUCCCCUCCGAGCUGCAGACGCGGGAGGGGCGGGCAGACGCUGGCGGCGCGAGGCCAACUCAGUUCGUCAGGCGAAGCCCCUCAGCCCGCCGUCCGCGCCGGCCGGCUGGCAUCCCUCGAGCCGACCCUGCGGCCUGGGGCGGGAGACUGCAGCGGCCCCUCCUCACAUUUCGGGUCUCCGGGCCGAGGCUGAGCGGUGGCCGCUGCCCCAAGACUGGCUGAAGGCGAGGACUGGGGUUCGGGGAAGCGGGGAGGUGUAGGGACGAGACACGCGACGCACAGCAACGGAGGAGAGGUGCCCUCCCCCCCCGCAACGGUCCCAAGGAUUCUCCGGACAAGCAAAGGAAGGAAAGGAGACUACAAGGCUUUACUCGCAAGUGCAUUCAUCGUGCUGUUUAGGUCUGUUUCCCUCAUUUCCUUACAUUGAAACUGCUUUUGCUCUUGUCCUCUGACCACACUUCCUUGCGCCUCUCAGUUGGCAGUGUUAGCAAGCAGCCAGACAGCGCCUACGAUGGACCUAAACUAAAGAGAAUAGACCACGUCGGAGAAAAUCGUGCUUGAAAAAUGUUCGAAAGCUAGUUGUGUCCUUUGCAUACGAGUAAAAUCAAACCUGGAUUUUUUUUUUAAUUACAAAAUUUCUGAGCUAAAAUGUAUGUCUAAAUCACUGUUUAUACUAAUGAAUGAAGGCAUCAAUUAAAGAAGCUUGUUUGCAUUGAUUUUCAAGAAAAACAUUCUCCAAGACUUAAAAUCUCUAGAAAAUAGGAUGAAACUUGAGCUUCUUCGCUUUCAGAAACAAUAUGUACUUUUUGUUGCUGUGGGUAUGUUGCAGUCAUCAUACGUCAGAAAUCAUUUCAAACAACAGUGUUAUUAAAAUGUCAACAGCAGAUUGUUCAAAAGA
This is a messenger RNA of Delphinapterus leucas (beluga whale), 1586 nucleotides long. The record is from RefSeq and is a predicted model, not a curated record. NCBI's taxonomy places the organism in Eukaryota, Metazoa, Chordata, Mammalia, Artiodactyla, Monodontidae.